AGCAGCGAGUCGCGAGAGUUUGGCCUCCACAAGGCGCUGGUGUAAUGGACGCCGCGGAGAGGCAGGAAUGGGGACUUCAGCUCGGCGCCGACGGCAAACGGCGAGGAACUCGACGUUAUAUUUGACAAACAGAUAAAACAUGAUCGCCGCAGGUUUGUCUUGGUUUAGGUCGACGUUAUUUUAAACCGUCACGCGAGUUUGUAUUUGCUCACGAUUGUGAAGCUGGAUUGUCGACAUAAGCGGGCGAGCUAACGGUUAGCUUAGCUAGUUUGCUAACCGCAGGCCUCUUUUGGGGGUUUUGUGACUUGUCAGUUUCACAGCCCCCGACACCCCCUCCCCCUGCGCCUGCCGCUUAUAGGCGCCUUUUCAAUCAAUUUUACGGUGAUUUCUCGACGGAGUGGCCUGUCCGCAUGACCUGGGAACGAGCUGGAGAGGAGCACCGCGUCAUUAAAAGUGAAAAGAGUUGCGGGAUCACUGGCCUGCUGAUGGACACAUAGGAACUGCUGUGUUCGUAUCGUUUCCAGCCGCUCGCAAUGAAGAGCGAGGUCCAGACCGACACACGCCGCAAACAGGACCCGCUGAAAGGGCCUCUGGUUAAUCCCGAGCCCAUGGAGACGGCUAAAAGUUUCCCCUCAGAGGUGGAUGUGAUCGGUAAGGCUGGAGGAGAUUUCACAGCGCUGUGUGGCGAGACAAGACAUCGUGCCCUAAGAGAUGCUGGGGGGCGCAGAGACUCUGAAAGGACCCGAAAGAAGCGAAAAAGCCAGCAGCCCGGACCCUCGGACUGCUCUCUAAAGGAAGGGAGACUGAGCGAAGCAGCGAUUCCUCCACACCGUCUGGAGGCACGCAGUGAGGACGAGCGGAACGCCGAAUCCUCAUUUAGUGACUGCGCCUCCUCGCCCUCAUCCAGCCUGCGCUUUGGCGAUUCGGAGACUUUGAGCUCGGAGGAAGACGGUCGGCAACAGCAGCACAUUAAAGCCUCAUCAGCCAGUGCAGGAGGAGGAACAGGGCCGACGCGUACCCUCCUGAAUCGAACCCGUCCCAGCAGGUCACACAAAUGGGCGCGACUUGAAAACCCAGAAGUCAGUCAUGUGAAACGACCGUGUCUCAGCUCACGGCGGCAGCUUAAUAGGAAGCGAUUUGCAAAGGGUGGGAAUGGAGGUGGAGCUCAGCGCACUCCAAAGCAGAAGGAGCGUCUGCUGCUGCAGAGGAAGAAGAGGGAGGUGAUCGCGCGCAGGAAGUAUGAACUCUUGCAUAGCAGCAGCAGCUCUAGUGAGGAGCUGACCUCUGACUCUUCCUCAUCCUCUUCCACUGAGGGGGAUGAUGAGCUGUAUGUGGGAGUGAGCAGCAGCGCUGGUAGUCAGAUGAACAGCACCACUGUGGCCUCAGGUGCACUGGAUGAAGAUGUGGUGGUGAUCGAAGCUACUCCUGCACCUCCGGUUCCAGCUAGUGAGGAGAUCAAUGUCACUUCCACCGACAGUGAGGUAGAAAUUGUAGGAGAUGCCUACAGGCCGCGGUCAGUGGGUGGUCAUGGCAGAAUGCACUGGGGGCCGAGUUGCUCUCAGAGUCGGGCUCAGGAGGGCCGAGGGCGCCAUCGUCUCUCCACAGUCAUCCAGCCCCUCAGACAGAGUGCCAGCGAGGUAGUGGACCUCACUGUGGACGAGGACGAUCUUUCAGUCGUGCCAACCACUUCUGACAGUGUGCACUUGCAGCCUGCCAGCUCCUCUGCCUCCUCUGCUUCCUCCCUCCUUGCCUCUACCUCAGAGCCCUCCCAGGAUGCCCCAGGCCCCUCCACUAGCUGCUCUGCUAUGGCCCCUGACAGCACGAUGGAGGUCCACAGUGGGGCCCCAGGGCCCAGCAACACCACCAGUCCUACAGAAGAAGACAGUAGGAGAGGUUCAUCUGGUGAGAGUGGUGGUGUUGCGAUGCCCAGGCUGCCGUCAUGUUGCCCUCAGCACUCUCCCUGCAGUGGCCCUUCCUCAGGGCACCUUUCCCUGAAUCACUCUCACUCAGGGUGUAUGCAGGCCGCGCAGGUGCAGCAGCACGGCCCCCCACAGCCCGGAUCUCAACACUCGCAUGGUCACUCUCAUCACUUCCACCAUCACCACCAUCACCAUGCAGGUACUGCGCCCUCUUCUCUGCCUUUCCCUGAGCCCAGCUGUCCCUUGGAGAGGCCCGGUGCCAUGCCCGUACCCUGCGGAGGGGUCAGCGCCAGCACCCAGUACCAUGACCAGCAGACCCUCCCAGUGGAUCUCAGUAGCAGUGCUGUCCGUAGCAGUGGCUCUAGCAGUAGCAGUUUCAGCAGCACCUCCGCCUUUGAUCCGUGCUGUCCAGGCAAUACCUCUCGGCCUCCUGCUUACGUUUCCCAGGCCACUCCAGGUCCAAGCCAGCCAAGCGUGGUGGAUACUUUCAGCCCGGCCUUGGUGGCCCAACCGCAGCCCCAGUCUCAGCUUUCAUCCUGCAGGCACUACAUGCAUCCCACCUAUGGUUCUCUGGCGCGCUCCUUACACCACCAGUCCUCCUCAUCGUGUCCUCACUCUCACAGUAACCCCCCUCCCCCUCCACAGCCUCCUCCUCAAAGCGACUACGUCAUUCCCCACCCUGUGCUCCCCUACCACACCGCGUUACCCUCUCAUGGCCCGGGCCACACUGUGCCUGCUGCCCCUGCUCCCUCUCUUCCACCCCACCACCUCCCAGGCUCUGCUGCCCCGCUGCCACAGCACCUGGCCCCUGAGCACCAGGCACUGCAGCACCACCUGCCCGUGUUGGGCCCCAAUGCCGUGCAGAGGCUCCACCAGCACGACAUUCUGCAGAGGAUGGAGGUUCAGAGGCGGAGAAUGAUGCAGCACCCCACCCGAGCACACGAAAGACCUCCCCCUCACCCUCACAGAAUGCACCCCAACUACGGUCAUGGACACCAUAUCCAUGUCCCCCAGACCAUGUCCUCACACCCGCGCCAGACUGACCAGAGAACCACAUGGGAGCUGGGCAUCGAAGCUGGUGUGACUGUAGCUCCGUACCCUUCAGGGCAUUUGCACCCUCAUCUGCCCCACUACCAUCCCCCACCCAGACUGCACCACUUCCCCAUCCCACUGAUGCACCAUGGCAUGUCCGAGGUCACCUAUCCUCACAUUCGCUACAUCUCAUCUAGAAUGACAUUUGGCCGAACAUACGAGGAUUUGCUGCAUUUAGAGGAGCGGCUGGGGACUGUGAAUCGAGGAGCCUCUCAGGGAACUAUAGAGAGGUGCACUUAUCCGCACAAGUACAAGAAGAGAAAGCUGCAUGGUAAGCAGGAUGAGGAGGAGGGCGCGGAAGAAGACACAGAGGAGAAAUGCACCAUCUGUCUUUCUAUACUGGAGGAAGGAGAGGACGUCAGGCGCCUCCCCUGUAUGCACCUCUUCCAUCAGCUGUGUGUGGAUCAGUGGCUCCUCACUAACAAAAAGUGCCCCAUCUGUAGAGUGGACAUAGAGGCGCAGUUAUCCUCUGAAAGUUGAUGCUGUUUUUCUAGUGACUUUUUUUUUUUUUUUUUUUUUUUUGUGUCGUUGUACUGUUUUGUUUUUUAUUUUAAUUUUUUUUUCUCCAGUAACACAUUCAACCAAAGAUGGCAUGAAUUACCUGUGCAGAUCCAAUACUGAAAAAUUUUAAAAAAGAAAAAAAAUUGACUGCCAGUUAUCAUAGUACCAAUAAUGCUAGAAAUUACAUUUUCAUUAAAGGGUUCAAAUUUUAUUGUAUUUAUAAAGCUUUUAUGUAGCUUUUGUUUCACAAGUGUCAUAGUAUAUUAUGUUUUGUGUUUUUUUUUUUUGUUUGUUUGUUUUUUUUAUUUUGCAUGGAUCCUUGCGAUGCAUUUCUUUGCACAUAUAAAUGAUAACGGGCCUGUCGGGCUUUACGGACUUGCAGGCAAGAAGAGCUGCUCUGGUAAAGAAGCAUUUUUAUAUACCUAAUGCCUUGCUUUACCGGAAGAGAAUAUCAACCGCCAUUAUAAAACAUUGCAGGACUCAUUUUAUCGAUCAGUAUAUUGAUUAGGUUCAUGUUUUAGACAGUGUGAUCUGCAAAUGAUUUUCUUUUUCAUCACAUUCCUUAAUUAGGAAGUAAGAUCAUGUUUGAAAUGGGUUCUUGUUAUCAGUGUUCACCUUCCCACAGCGUUCAUCAUCACUCUUCACUUCCAGGGAUCAGCAUACAAUCGUGUCCUGAUGGAUCCCACUGUGCACCUCAACAUCACUAUCGGGGGGGGGGGGGAAACCUGAAUGUCACCUGUAUCUGUUGUAUCUGUUUUUAGUAUCAUUACAAUCAGAGCUGUGUUGGGCCACGUUGCUCUCUCGAUGAACUGUCACUGCUUGGUUCAGUGGGGAUUUCUGGCACAAACCCAUUCACCACACAGCCUGGAGGAAUUAUAAAACUGAGUAUUGAUUUCCUCGUGCUUUCCUGGAUUUUUAUUUCUCGCCUUUGUCUCUCAUCUCUUCACAUCUCUGAAAGGGACUCUUACAGGCUGAUUACUCUGUUCAGAUUAACACAAACGCACACACUCUCAUGAAUGCAUUCUCUUUUUUUUUUUCUCAAUUUAGAGCUGUGCAGCAAACUGUUGAUUAUGAUUUUCUUCUGUUUUCUUUUUGCUGCUGUGAAAGCCUAACACUAAUAUUAUUCUUAACUAGCUAACUUGCAUAUACUUGCACAUGAGAGACAAAAAAAAACAGGAGUGCAUUGAAAAAAAAGAAGUGUGCUGAGGCCAUGGAUUUCCUCUGUUGAGUUUUAGGAGGGAAAAAAAAACUGUCAUUUUGAAUGGAGUGUGGGAAUACAGUACUUAAUGGCAGGUAUCCAUGCAUUCAUAGACUUAAUGAUCCCAGGGCGCUACGCCUUGGGAUUUACGUUAGUUUUAAAACAAUAAUAUUAAUAAAGUUAGGUAACUCUU
Ictalurus furcatus (blue catfish) is the source of this 4903-nucleotide messenger RNA. RefSeq names its product ring finger protein 111 (gene rnf111). Gene Ontology annotation, biological process: ubiquitin-dependent protein catabolic process. The record is from RefSeq and is a predicted model, not a curated record. Gene Ontology annotation, molecular function: ubiquitin protein ligase activity. The transcript has 14 exons. The coding region runs from base 534 to 3491 and encodes 985 amino acids. NCBI's taxonomy places the organism in Eukaryota, Metazoa, Chordata, Actinopteri, Siluriformes, Ictaluridae.